AUGGCGUUGUCCAUUGUUCAGACAGCUUUCUCUUCUACCGCCCUAUCUUCUUCUGCUUUGAUCUGUCGGAAAACGAUGAAACAUGCUUCAACAUUGUUCAGAUUUUCAUCUAGCCUGUUGAGUGUGAGAUCUUACAAUUCCCUUUCCAUGAGAAAAUCAACCUUAUUAUCAUCAUCAAUCAAUCAUGGUGGUAUGAUGAAAAGGAUGAGUAGCAGUAUCCAUACUAAUGGAUUUUAUGAACGUGACCACAAGGGUGAUUAUAAUGAUGAUGAUGGAGUGGAGGAGGAUCCUGAUCCUCGUCUGGAGGCUUGGGACCUCAGAGACCCUCAUUCUCCAAGGAUGAUUCCCAUGCCUCCUGUGUCUUUUGAUAACAACAACUACCCCAUUGCCUACAGAUCAGAGCAAGAGCACAAACAAAAAAAGCAUCCAUCAAUAAGGGACGCCGUGUUCCUUGCGGUUGCCGAGACAACCGGCGAGCUUUUUCAUGUGAGACGGUUUAACAGGGAGAUGGUGGGGGCCCUUGCCCAUGGGCAUGGCUACUACACCAUGGAUGAGUAUUAUGGCCCAAAGAUAGGGCUCCAUAAGACUCCUCCGUACCCGACAGUUGGUUUCGAUGUUCACAGGUACGACCCGGAGAGUGGCUCCCUGGUUUACAUGGACCGCUCUCUGGAUGGGCUGGCCCUUUUCAUUGGCUCUAAUAAUGGGUUUGGGCUCCCAGCUGCCGACUUCCCUGAGCUGAAGCCCGAUGCCAUUUACUACACAGAACCCCCGAAAUGGCAUCUCCAUGAGGUUGACAUCUUCAAUCAUGACGUUGGCAUCUUCAAUUACAGAGACGAGAGUUUUGCGCCCUGCUUCUAUCCUGUUGACGUGCAGAGCAGUGUGAGGGUUAGUGGACCAAAGUGGUUCACCCCUACCCCGCUCGUUAGGUUCCCCUUUCUCGUGCAGAAUGAUGACGGCACAUUGUCACGAGGAGCAGCAGCACUCAACAUGGCUUCGAAAUCCUACGCUGGUUUGAUUUUCAAUUCAUUUACUCGACAUGGGCGUAAGUUGAGUACGAUGAUUAAUGCUAAUGUGCCGAAAACCAAAAGGUCACCUUCCACGCCUUGGCUGAUGCUGCCACCUGUUUUCCAAGGCGAUAACAAGAAUAAAAAUUUAGAUAUGUUUUACGAGUUUUACAGCCUGGGAACCGACCACAUCGAGGCGUGGGACCUCCGCGACCCUUUUUCCCCCAAAAUGGUUCCCAUGCCUCCUGUGGCUGUGGACAAACACAAUUACCCUGUUGCAUCCCACUCAGAGUUGGAGUCAGAUCUCAAGCGUCUAUGCAGAUACGAUGCCGUGUUCCUAGUGCUUUCCGAGCAUACGGAUGAGCUUUUCCAAGUGCGCCAGUACGUGCUCCACCAAGUGGGACCUGAUGGCUCGUUUGUCGAUGAUGUCUAUUACGAGGAGGGGGAUUUUGAUGAAAGCGUGCCGUACAAGACGGUCGGGUUUGAUGUUCACAAGUAUGAACCCAAGACCGGAAAAAUGGUUUAUAUGGAUCGUAACUUGGGCGGGUUGGCACUAUUCGUAGGCCCCCAUGAAGGCUUUGCUCUCCCUGCUCACGAGUACCAAGGCUUGAAGCCCAACUCCAUUUACUACACCGACAUGUAUUAUUCAGAUUACGAGAAUCGGUAUGGAGGCCAUGACAUCGGCAUAUUCAACUAUGAAAACGAGACUUUCUCGCCAUGCUAUUAUCCAUGUGACUUGAAGAGCAUGAUGACCAGGAUUGAGCCCAAUCCUAUUUGGUUUAGGCCAUCCCCUUGUGUCGAACAAAGGUCCAGCGUUGUGGAGAAACCUAGCUCUUCAACCCGUACCUAUUCUCAUUUAGAUUCUCUUCGUUCCUGCCUUAAUUCUAUAUAA
Messenger RNA from Striga asiatica, 1896 nucleotides. Lineage: Eukaryota; Viridiplantae; Streptophyta; Magnoliopsida; Lamiales; Orobanchaceae. The record is from the annotation of a GenBank genome assembly.